GACAGAGUUGCGCCAGCGUCCGGGUCUGAGAAGAGCGGGAGGAGGUGGCGGCCUUGGGAAGAUGCUGCUCUUUGGCGUAAAUUGCAAUCGAUUAGGGAUCGUUUCUCAGACUCAAGUUAGAAGUGAGAGUUCAGAUAAGUGAGGCCGACAUUGCUGCCUUGAAGAAGGGGAGAAUGGAUUUAUCAGGAGUGAAAAAGAAGAGCUUGCUAGGAGUCAAAGAGAAUAAUAAAAAGUCCAGCACUAGGGCUCCUUCUCCUACCAAACGAAAGGACCGCUCUGAUGAGAAGUCCAAGGAUCGAUCUAAAGAUAAAGGGACCACUAAAGAGUCCAGUGAGAAGGAUCGUGGCAGAGAUAAGACCCGGAAGAGACGCAGUGCUUCAAGCGGAAGCAGCAGCACCAGGUCCAGGUCCAGCUCAACCUCCAGCUCGGGCUCCAGCACCAGCACGGGCUCGAGCAGUGGCUCUAGCUCGUCUUCUGCGUCCAGCCGCUCAGGAAGCUCCAGCACAUCCCGGAGCUCCAGUUCCAGCAGCUCCUCCGGCUCCCCAAGCCCUUCUCGGCGCAGACAUGACAACAGGCGGCGUUCCCGCUCCAAAUCCAAACCACCUAAAAGAGAUGAAAAAGAGAGGAAAAGGCGGAGCCCUUCACCUAAACCCACCAAAGUGCACAUUGGGAGGCUCACCAGGAAUGUGACCAAGGAUCAUAUCAUGGAAAUAUUUUCUACUUACGGGAAAAUUAAAAUGAUUGACAUGCCUGUGGAAAGGAUGCAUCCUCAUCUAUCCAAAGGCUAUGCGUACGUGGAAUUCGAGAAUCCGGAUGAAGCAGAGAAGGCACUGAAACACAUGGAUGGAGGACAAAUAGAUGGCCAAGAGAUCACUGCUACUGCGGUGUUGGCACCCUGGCCUCGUCCACCGCCUCGGCGAUUCAGCCCACCCAGGAGAAUGCUUCCACCGCCUCCCAUGUGGCGUAGGUCACCCCCACGGAUGAGGAGAAGGUCUCGAUCCCCAAGACGCAGGUCCCCUGUGCGAAGGAGGUCUCGAUCGCCUGGCCGCCGCCGCCACAGGAGCCGAUCCAGCUCCAACUCCUCCCGAUAAGCAGGGACAUGGAUUCGCCCUCUGUAACUUAUGUUCCCCAGACUCAGUUUUGUCCUUUUCUCUAGCCAAAGGAGGAUCUGUAAGGAAGGAUCCCUUACCAGGGUAGGCUUUGAAGACAGCAGUUGAGAUGUUUCCUCUGCAGGAGGGUUCUGCCUUGUAGAGGUACUGUUGAUUCAGGACUGUGCCCGUAGAGGUACCCUGUAGUUUUCUGGCUAGAAAGUUCGCCCCUUCAGUUCUUGAUAGUCUGUUCAGUAGCAGAGCCAACUGGAACAUAGGGCAGCACACCGUUUUCCAGAUGACCUAGGACCCGUCAGACAACCUGGCCAAGCCAUGCUGUGCCACAGCAGUGGAAAGGACCAAGCCUCUGUCUGUUCUGUUAGGCCUGCCCAUGGCCCCUGCUGAGUACCCUUCACCUUCUAGGGUUAAAACCUUUGAAGGAUUCCUCCAUAAAUGGUUGUCUUUUCUGUCCCAGUGUCUCUGUUACUUUCUAAAAUUGGUGAACCAGUUCUACAGGGUCCUGAUGAAACCUAGCCCACCCCAUUGUCACCUGCCAUUCAUGGUGAUGUCGCAGGUUAGCCUUGGCAAUGUGUGCGUUGCCUCUUUGCUUUUGUUGUACAGUCAGUACUAUAAAAUCUGUUUUGAGUUUUAUAACUUUGUAGCAUUUUAGAUAAGGUUGUGUUUGUACUUGUGUAGAGUGAAAGGACUGUUGAAUAAACCUAGGGUUAGAGUGCAAA
Rattus norvegicus (Norway rat) is the source of this 1825-nucleotide messenger RNA. RefSeq names its product RNA binding protein with serine rich domain 1 (gene Rnps1). The transcript has 8 exons. The coding region runs from base 174 to 1091 and encodes 305 amino acids. Gene Ontology annotation, molecular function: nucleic acid binding. The record is from RefSeq and is marked provisional. Gene Ontology annotation, cellular component: nucleus; cytoplasm; nuclear speck. NCBI's taxonomy places the organism in Eukaryota, Metazoa, Chordata, Mammalia, Rodentia, Muridae.